CCAGCCCAUGCUUAGGAAGGGUCAUGGCAGAACCCACACCAGCCCCCUACUCUGCCUUCCGCUCCUUUGGCCAGAUCAAUCACGAUUCUCCUGUGAAUCAGCUGCAAAGCGUGCAGAAUAUGAGCUUGGUGACCUCAGUCAUAGUAACUGAAAUUUUUCUUAGGAAUAGUAAAAGACAGCCUUCUUCAUUCUUUAGGGAUGAGUUUGCUUUAGGUAAAAUCUUCCCAGAAUAUAGAAUAAAUUUCUUCUGGAAAUUUCAAACUACUUUGAGUAUGGCCUCCUCACUGGACCUGGACCCGGACCCACCAUACUUUUCUAUCAGUGUCUUAUUGUUCAUAUUUCUGAAAGAGUAGCUGUACCUCUGCGAGUAGCCCUUGGAAAUUA
Microcebus murinus (gray mouse lemur) is the source of this 384-nucleotide messenger RNA. The record is from RefSeq and is a predicted model, not a curated record. NCBI's taxonomy places the organism in Eukaryota, Metazoa, Chordata, Mammalia, Primates, Cheirogaleidae.